This is a messenger RNA of Haliotis rubra (blacklip abalone), 718 nucleotides long. RefSeq lists its product as uncharacterized. Lineage: Eukaryota; Metazoa; Mollusca; Gastropoda; Lepetellida; Haliotidae. The record is from RefSeq and is a predicted model, not a curated record. The transcript has 2 exons. The coding region runs from base 27 to 449 and encodes 140 amino acids.
UGGGACAUUAUGACUGCUACAGAAGAAUGAGGAAAUACUAUGGCAACUGCCGCAGGAAACGUCAGAGCAAACUGCCGCUAGGAGCCAGAACUCCACGUGGCCACUUCUGGUGCAGGAUAACGAACGACUAUGUAACCUGUAUGUACAGCGUGACGGCUCUGGGAUGUUCAAUCGAUGCUGCUCAUACCUAUCUCGUUCUCGUCAACGGCACAUUGACGUCACUUCCUCACACAGGACCCGUAUGUACACUGAAAAAUCCAUUGGACAUAUUGAAAACCACAACUACACAGAAUCCAGUGACGUCACCACACUAUCUUCUUCGGUUGUCUUCGCCAUAUGCCGGAAGAUACCCAGCUGCAAGGUCAAGGGCGACGCACAGUUGUGAAUAUCAACUGAGUUUAUUUAUAUUCUGCUGUUUGAUAGUGAAUAUCCUCAGGAACUGUCGCUAGAGAAUCUAUCCACAUGGUUUUAACAUCAUGCCCUAUAUAUAUGUAUAAAUGAGAAUGACAAUGUAUGUUCAACAUGGACUUCCACAUCUGUUGCAGUCGUACCUGAAAAUAGAACUCGGACUCGACAUUCGGAUUUCCUCGGACGUUUGUGACAAUGUGCAUGUUUCUACGUCACAAUAUCACAGCUGAACGUACGAAACAUGAUUUAUCUGAGGUGUUAUUGGUUUACAAAUGCGGUGCCAGUUUGGGCACUUGAGGUUGAGUCUUAA